AUGAAGGAGGCCACAAAGAAGAAAGCGCUUCCGCCGAAGAGCGGGAAAGGCUCAAAGAAGGAUACGAAGGUCCAACCGCCGCCAGGAAAGAAAUCGCACCUGAGUGCGGAGACCAUUGACGACAGCGACAGCAGCGACGCCGAAACUGGAGCUGAGACAAACAAGCUUGAAACACCUACUAUCAAGAAACCGAUCGUAUCGACAACGAGGGUUGAGCCGCCGAAGCCGAAGUCGAAGCUCAAUGGACACAUCGAGAAGACUUCGAACCAAAAAAAGCCGGUGAAUGGUACAACAAAGCCCAAGAGCUCGGAAGCUCCUUUAGUGGACAGUGACAGCGAUAGCAAUAACGGAACAGAAAAGAGUCGGUCGGAAAGCGACGGUGCCGGUGCGAAAGACAGUGGAAGCGAUAGCGACGGAGACAGCGAGAGCGGGGUGGACGAGAGUGACGUUGCAGAGGAGAGGCCGAUUGCCCAGUAUAGUCGAUCUGCACCCGCUCGAAGCCACACAGUCCAGCUUCAGGCCGCUCGUCCCUUUGAACCUCCGAAAAGCUUCAAUGCUGUGUCAGCACGUCUAGCACCGUCGUCGAAUGUGAUGAAACUCUUCAAUCAAGGCAGCGUGUCCGAGAAGCAAAUAUGGCACGUUACAGUCCCCGCAGGAGUUUCGAUUGACUCCCUGAAGGAGGUUUCGUACAGCAAAAUCGCAAAUGGCGACGCGGUCAUAACCCACAAGGGUACUGAAUACGGGUUUAAGACCCAAAGGAAGGGAGAGGAAGGCAACACUAGAGUCAUGUUGCCAGGCCAUGAAGGUUAUAAAGCAGUCCCUGCACCAAUAGCACGCUCCCUCAAUCUCCAGCAAAUCGUUCAGUUGCCAAAACUCAGCUCGGCGCAAGUGAAUCAAAGAAAGGGCUCCAAGACUCCCUCUACUAUAGCUCCAAGGGCACAGCCAAAGGGGCUUCGAAUGCGAUUUCUUCCGUCUGGGUUUGGUGAUGUGGAACCAGGGAUAAUCGGCUCAUCAGACAGUGAGGCUGAGGCGAGGAAACCGAACAGUGCCAAUGGCCUCCAUCGGCCCGAGAAACGAAAACACGAAGAUACGAAUGGAGACCGACAUGAGAGACCGAAGAAGGCUAAGAAGUCCAAGGACCCAGAACACGAGAAACGGAAAGCGGAGAAGAAGGCUCGGAAAAGAAAAAGAGAAGAAGCCAGGGUGGGCGCAUGA
This is a messenger RNA of Mytilinidion resinicola, 1215 nucleotides long. RefSeq lists its product as uncharacterized. The record is from RefSeq and is a predicted model, not a curated record. Lineage: Eukaryota; Fungi; Ascomycota; Dothideomycetes; Mytilinidiales; Mytilinidiaceae. The coding region runs from base 1 to 1215 and encodes 404 amino acids. Gene Ontology annotation, biological process: transcription by RNA polymerase I. The transcript is spliced from 3 exons.